AUGGCUCUGAUGCCGAAUUCCGCCAUUGAGCUCCCAUCAUUCCAUGCGGACUGCCAUGUCGCAGCCCGCCCUUCUAGAUAUCACAUCCCAAGUUUCUGUCCCAAACACAGGAAUCCCAAACAAAAGAAAUGUCUCAAGCAGAAUGCCAGCGAACAUCCAUCAUCCUGA
This is a messenger RNA of Colletotrichum siamense, 168 nucleotides long. RefSeq lists its product as uncharacterized. The coding region runs from base 1 to 168 and encodes 55 amino acids. The transcript has 2 exons. NCBI's taxonomy places the organism in Eukaryota, Fungi, Ascomycota, Sordariomycetes, Glomerellales, Glomerellaceae. The record is from RefSeq and is a predicted model, not a curated record.